Messenger RNA from Mesocricetus auratus (golden hamster), 1618 nucleotides. RefSeq names its product mucin 20, cell surface associated (gene Muc20). Bases 81 to 1349 code for a protein of 422 amino acids. The transcript has 4 exons. Lineage: Eukaryota; Metazoa; Chordata; Mammalia; Rodentia; Cricetidae. The record is from RefSeq and is a predicted model, not a curated record. Gene Ontology annotation, biological process: hepatocyte growth factor receptor signaling pathway.
UGGAUGGAGGAAGCAGGAAAUGAUGGUGAGGAGAGGCGGCAGGCAGGUCUGCCAGGCAGCAGUGGUCAGUCCCAGGCAAGAUGGGCUCUGUCUUGGGCUUAGCUUUGCCUCUUCUUUUCUUCUGCUGGGAGGCUGGAGUCACUGCCAGCUCUGAAGAGACCACAACUCUCGCAGUAAGGAUACCUUCCAACUUUAUGGUUGUGCAUCCCAUCCCUACGGAUACUUCAGAUACUUCUGCCACAAGUAGCAGCCCCAGGACUGGAACGAGCUCUGUCAAGCCUAGCACAGAGAGGGAUCCCAUAGAAGCCAUCUUUGACACCCUUUGUACUAAUGACAGCUCUGAAGAGGCAAGGAAGAUCGCAUCUGACCUCUUAACCUUGGCACACACCUCCACAGAAGCUGAACACCUGCACCCAGAGAGCAGAUCCUCCUCAGACAGGUCAGCUGGGGUCCUCACCAGGCCACAGGUCCUGGGACCCAGCGUCACAACUCCAGCCAAGGACUCGGUUGCUUUCAGUGUCACCCACAUUAAGCUCACCACCUGCACCACAGAAAUAGAAACAUCCAUCAUCUCUGGGAACUUAGACACAAACCAUAGCCCUACAGGGGCAACAGCCUUGUCCACUUCUGAGACACUAACUUUGCCUCAAUCCCCUGAGGCAAAACCACUUAGCCCCAAGAUCACAAGCUCACCUGGGACCCCAGCCCUUGCCUCCACCCUUGAGGGUACACUGCCUAUUAGUCAUGUCACAGAAACAGAAACAACAGUGCCUCAGAUUCCCACCUCCGGUGGAACUUUGGUGACAGUUAGUAUGAGCACACUGAAAGAGACCUCAGCAUUCUCUACUGAGACACAAAGCCACACCGAGGUCUUGGGAACAAUUACAGUCCCCUGGGCUGCCAGGUCAACAAUGGGAGAAGCAACCACCUUCACUGGAUCCUUAGCUUCAGACAGCAGUGUUUCAGCAGGGGCCACCACCAAGAGCUCUGCUACCUCAGAGGAUAUAACCAGCAGCUCCUUCCUCACAGGUAGUAGCACUCUUUCUUUUGCCUAUUCAACUACAGCUAGCACCAGCAAAAAACCAAACAUCACCUUAGCCAAGCCCACAGCAUCACCAAAGACCACAGAGAAGCCCCCAGCAUCUACACCCACUGCUGCCUGGACAAGAACCACAAAACGUGAUCCAGAAGAAGACGGAGGCUUCCUCUUUGUCAGGCUAAGUGUGGCCUCCCCUCAGGACCUCACUGAGCCAAAAGCCACAGAGAAGCUGAUACACCAGAUCAGCUGUGAACUGCACACCCACAUGCCACUUGUCCAGGUGUCCUUGCUGAAAAUCAGAAGGGGCUGAAGAGUGUUAACUGCAACCAGGCGUGUCCUCUACACCGGAAGAAGAGUAAAUGCUGCCUGUGGCCUGGACCCCAAACCGACCAAAGCCAUGGUACUGUGCCUUGGGCCCACGUGCCAUGGGAAGGUCAGCUGGCUUGACAACCCUGCCCCAUACCUGACCAUAAGACCUUGGUCCACUAUGCCUGAAUGUGUGUGCAAGCGGGGAGGGCUGGGUGUCCUUCACGUUCUCUGACUGGUUAUUGUAUUUCAGUAAAGGGAAAACUGAUCACC